Molecule: messenger RNA, 2613 nt
Organism: Anolis carolinensis (green anole)
Lineage: Eukaryota; Metazoa; Chordata; Lepidosauria; Squamata; Anolidae
Product: zinc finger protein 420-like
Exons: 1
Coding region: 147-1793 (548 amino acids)
Biological process (GO): regulation of transcription by RNA polymerase II
Cellular component (GO): nucleus
Molecular function (GO): RNA polymerase II cis-regulatory region sequence-specific DNA binding; DNA-binding transcription factor activity, RNA polymerase II-specific
Source: RefSeq, a predicted model, not a curated record
AAGGGAGGACUGUGCUGUAAAAAGAGGGGUUGGUAAAGAGAAAAUAAGGCUACAGCAAUACAGAGACUGGGAAGAGGAAAUGUCCUAUUCAGGAGUCCAUAUCUGUGAACUUCAGGCAUAAUAUUAGAAUAAUAAAUGUUUAAAAAAUGGAAACUUCAUUGUCAAAAUCACACACAGGGGAGAAGCGACAUAAUUGUAAGGACUGUGGGAAAUGUUUCAUUGAAAGAAGUUCUCUUGCUAAACAUCAACGAACUCACACAGGAGAGAAGUCAUAUAAAUGUGUGGAAUGUGGAAAGAGCUUCAGUGACAGUGGACAUCUGCGUAUCCAUCAAAGGAUGCACACAGGAGAGACGCCACAUACAUGCAUGGAAUGUGGAAAGAGCUUCAGUCAGAGUGGAAAUCUACGCACCCAUCAAAGGAUUCACACAGGGGAGAAGCCACAUACAUGCAUGGAAUGUGGAAAGAGCUUCAGUCAGAGUGGAAAUCUACGCACCCAUCAAAGGAUUCACACAGGGGAGAAGCCACAUAUAUGCAUGGAAUGUGGAAAGAGCUUCAGUAAGAGUGGACAUCUGCGUAUCCAUCAAAGGAUGCACACAGGAGAGAAGCCACAUACAUGCAUGGAAUGUGGAAAGAGCUUCAGUGAGAGUGGACAUCUGCGUAUCCAUCAAAGGAUACACACAGGAGAGAAGCCACAUACAUGCAUGGAAUGUGGAAAGAGCUUCAGUCGGAGUGGAGAUCUGCGUAUCCAUCAAAGGAUGCACACAGGAGAGAAGCCACAUAAAUGCAUGGAAUGUGGAAAGAGCUUCAGUCAGAGUGGACAUCUGCGUAUCCAUCAAAGGACUCACACAGGGGAGAGACCACAUACAUGCAUGGAAUGUGGAAAGAGCUUCAGUCGGAGUGGAGAUCUACGCACCCAUCAAAGGACUCACAAAGGGGAGAAGCCAUAUAAAUGUGUGGAAUGUGGAAAGAGAUUCAGUGAGAGUGGACAUCUGCGUAUCCAUCAAAGGAUGCACACAGGAGAGAAGCCACAUACAUGCAUGGAAUGUGGAAAGAGAUUCAGUAAGAGUGGAAAUCUACGCACCCAUCAAAGGAUGCACACAGGAGAGAAGCCACAUACAUGCAUGGAAUGUGGAAAGAGAUUCAGUGAGAGUGGACAUCUGCGUAUCCAUCAAAGGACUCACACAGGGGAGAAGCCACAUACAUGCAUGGAAUGUGGAAAGAACUUCAGUGUGAGUGGACAUCUGCGUAUCCAUCAAAGGACUCACACAGGGGAGAAGCCACAUAAAUGCAUGGAAUGUGGAAAGAGCUUCAGUGAGAGUGGACAUCUGCGUAUCCAUCAAAGGAUGCACACAGGAGAGAAGCCACAUACAUGCAUGGAAUGUGGAAAGAGCUUCAGUCAGAGUGGAGAUCUACGCACCCAUCAAAGGACUCACACAGGGGAGAAGCCGCAUACAUGCAUGGAAUGUGGAAAGAGCUUCAGUCAGAGUGGAGAUCUGCGUAUCCAUCAAAGGAUGCACACAGGAGAGAAGCCACAUACAUGCAUGGAAUGUGGAAAGAGCUUCAGUCAGAGUGGAAAUCUACGCACCCAUCAAAGGAUGCACACAGGAGAGAAGCCACAUAAAUGCAUGGAAUGUGGAAAGAGCUUCAGUGAGAGUGGAAAUCUACGCACCCAUCAAAGGACUCACACAGGAGAGAAGCCACAUAAAUGCAUGGAAUGUGGAAAGAGCUUCAGUCAGAGUGGAAAUCUACACACCCAUCAAAAGAUUCACACAGGAGAGAAGCCACAUAAAUAGGACAAGUGCAAAGAAGCAGAAUGGUUGUCCAAAGAACUUCUAACGACUAUGACUCAAAAGGGACAUGAACAGGAAGUGGAAGGGGAAGAAAUCAUAUAACCAUAGAGUUGGAAGAGACCUCAUGGGCCAUCUAGUCCAACCCCCUGCCAAGAAGCAGGAAAUUGCAUUCAAAGCACCCCGGACAGAUGGCCAUCCAGCCUCUGCUUAAAAGCCUCCAAAGAAGGUUCCACAGCUGAACUGCUUUCACAAUGAGGAACUUCUUCCUUAUGUUCAGGUGGAAUCCCCUUUCCUGUAUUUUGAAGCCAUUAUUCUGCAUCCUAGUUUGCAGAGCAGCAGACAAUAAGCUUGCUCCCUCCUCCUUAUGGGAUUUUGGCCUGCAUAAAUAGGGGCAGAGUGUCUAGAUCCAGGGAAGUCAUGCUCCCCCUCUAUUCUGCCUUGGUCAGACCACUUUACCUGGAAUCACACUGUGUCUAAUUCUGGGCACUGCAAUUGAAAGGAGACGUUGACAAGCUGGAAUGUGUCCAGAGGAGGGCAACUAAAAUGAUCAAGGGUCUGGAGAACAAGCCCCAUGGGGAGCGGCUUAAAGACCUGGGCAUGUUUAGCCUGCAGAAGAGAAGGCUGAGAGGAGACAUGAUAGCCAUGUACAAAUACGUGAAGUCAUAGGGAGGAGGGAGCAAGCUUGUUUUCUGCUGCCCUGGAGACUAGGACGCAAUGGAACAAUGGCUUCAAACUACAGGAAAGGAGAUUCCACCUGAACAUCAGGAAGAACUUCCUCACGGUGAGAAGGGCUGUUCGGCAGUGGAACUCUCUCCCUCGGACU